Messenger RNA from Seminavis robusta, 4107 nucleotides. Lineage: Eukaryota; Bacillariophyta; Bacillariophyceae; Naviculales; Naviculaceae. The record is from the annotation of a GenBank genome assembly.
AUUUGCCGUGUGGACGGCACCUUCAAUGCCUGCUUUCAAACCAACGGAAAGCUGAGAAGUGCCAGCUGCUGCAGCCGCAGCGGGGCCAGCAACAGCGAGGACACAUUUGGCAAUGUAGCGUCGUUCAAUGUUACCAAUACCUAUGGGGCGUACACCGGGAAAUUUAUCGAGAGCCAUGCCGCGAUUGGCAUUGAGAGCUCGGAUGGCGGCCCAAGGAACCAAGUUGUUGGCUUGCCAUUGAGCAAAGAGACCAAACGCAGCUCGAAGUUGGGUACUAGCUCGGCGAUAGCGAAGGAGCCAAUUUUUGAGAGUUGGACCAUCGGUGCCGCCGUAUUACUGUAAUUUGCAAGAGUUACUGUAUCCUUGAUUUAUCGAUGAGCGGCAAACUGGAAGAGCACAAUGCUCGACGAUCAACAGGAGAGGGCGAUGGAGGUUGAAGUCGGCGCUGAUGAUGAUGUAUCGGCAGUAACCGAUGCGGAAGUCUACAGUUCCUCGGCUUUUUCGACGACGGAAAAGUCGGGUGAGUUUUCAUCCACAAAAGAAAGCAUCAUCACCUCUCGGACGUCUUUGAAAGCUACUGCAAGUGCUCGCUUACAAGGUCUGAGUCGAUUGCAUUUCUCCAAGAUAUCCAACAAAUUGUAUGGCAGGGACAGUGAAACCAAGCUGCUACAGGAGUUACUCACCAAAGUCAAAGACGAGGAGGCUGGCAGCAAGCAGUUCGUCUUGAUCUCGGGAGAGGCAGGAGCUGGAAAGUCUGUGUUGGCAGAGUCGUUACGAUCAUCCGUGCCAAAUGCAGGAGGGUUUUACAUGACAGGAAAGUUCGACUUGCAGCAGCAAAAUGAACCUUAUUCCGCCAUAUCCAUGGCUUGUGUAGAGCUCAUACAUGAAAUCAUGUUCACUUCUUCGACUGCUGAAACCAAAAACCGGGACAACCAGGAUGGUGCUACUCCUUCUGAGAUUCUACGAGACAAACUCAACGCAAUACUCGAUUCAAACCAAAUCGACGUGCUGGCCAACAUCAUACCAAACUUGGUCACAGUUACCGGAGGAGACUAUUUGGCAGGAGUUGCUUCAGCUGGUGCAAACGAGGAGGACGAUCAGGAGCAGCAGGACGAGCAGAAACAGCAAGACGAGGAUGAACAAGAGCAAACACCUCCCACACAAUCAUCCAGUGGCAAUCACUACACAGAAGCCAAACAGGUGUUACACUAUGCCUUUCAACAAUUCAUCCGUGUCAUUUGCUCCUUGGGACCAAUCAUUCUAGUUUUGGACGACCUUCAAUGGUCUGAUACCUCAUCCCUCGAACUCAUGCAGCAGUUGCUGGUUGACAGAGAGCUUUCGUCCAAUUUGAUGAUUGUUGGGAGCUAUCGCUCCAACGAGGUGGAAGAGACCCACGUUCUCAAGACAACCCUACGAGAGCUCCAAUCAAUACUUGUAGAGGACGAAGAGAAAAGUGACCGUGGCAGUAUCAACCUUGAGAUUUCAGAGAUUCCGCUGGGAAAUCUCAAUGUAGAUCAGGUCAAUGAGCUGCUCUGUGAUUUGAUGUUGUCAGACAGCAAGAUUUGUCAGCCUCUGGCAGAGGUUGUCACGAACAAAACCAAGGGGGUGCCGUUCUAUGUCAUUUUCUUUUUGCAAAUGCUGCAGUCGGAGCAGCUACUAAGCUAUAGUAUUGCCAAGCUGGAAUGGACUUGGGAUGUCACUGAGAUUCAAGGGAGGUUAUCAGUGACAGACAACGUUGCGGAUUUAAUGACACGAAGAAUGAAGCAAUUGCCAGAGGGGGUCUGUCGGUUGAUGCCGUUGGUGGCAAGCCUGGGGGCAUCGUUCCAACGACCCAUGUUGCACAUGGUUGUGAUGCACUUCAGCAAGAAAAUGGAUAUCUGCUCUCUAGAUGAGUUCCUGCAGGUCUGCGAAGCCGAGGGACUUAUUUUCGCUACCGGCAUCCAGCAGGAACUGAUCAAAUGGGAGCAUGACAAGCUUCAGGAGGCUGCUCUCGGAAUGGCAGAUCCCGCUGAGCUGGCGCUGUUAAGGUUCCAGCUUGGUGAGCUCUUGCUGGCGGAAUUGAGCGAAGGUGACCUGGAAAGAAACAUAUUCCUGGUUGUCCAAUUGUUCGAUGCUGAAAAGGGUCAAGGCGAGACAAACAAAGAACGCAAUGUCAAGCUAGGCGAACUGCAAUUGAAGGCGGGAGCCAGAGCAAUGAAGGCUGCGGCAGCAGCAACCGCGGCAUCGCAUCUGGGCCGUGGUAUCGGACUGCGUCCAGAUGGCCAUUGGGAAUCCCAUCCAUCAUUGUCACUGAAGCUCUUCACGUUGGCCGUGCAAGCCCUUUGCUGUGUUGGGCAAUUCGAUGAGAUGAACGUUUACUGCAGACAAGUAAUAGAAAGGAAUGAAAUUCCUCUCAUGUCGAAGAAGGGUGUCUACACAUCCCUUCUCUAUUCGCUUGCUGCGCAAGGACGUGCGCAAGACUGCCUUGACGAGAGCCUCGGUGUGCUAGCCAAACUGGACUGCAACUUCCCAAAGUUCUUAAGAUCGCAGCACAUACUUGGCAGCGUCGUCUGGGCAGGCAUGACGGCCAAGAAACAGCUAGUCAAGGUCAAAAGGCUUCCGUUGAUGACUGACGAGCGCCGAAUAUGGUCAAUGCAGCUCUUGUCCACCGUGCAACAGGUUGGAAAUCAGUGUCAUUCGAACUUGCACGAACUUGCGCUUUUGAAGGCAAUCAAGUACACUUUGAACUACGGGAUUGCAGACUACAGUCCACCCGCAUUGGCGGGGAUUGGUAUGAUAGUUGCUGCGGUGUUCACUGAAUUUGAAACGGCCCGUCUGUACGGCGAUUUCGCGCUGGAACUGUUCAAAACGAAACAUAUCAGCCGCGAGUCUUAUCCCAGAGUGACCUUCUACACGUCCUACUUUGUGUUGAUACACUCAGUCGAUGCCAGUGCUUGCCGAAAGAUUGCUCUCGAUGGAUACCAAGUUGGAAUGAAGCGUGGGCAGUCCUGGGAUGCUGUCUUCAAUCUACUCUCAUACCUCGACCUUGGCUUCUACCUGUCACAGAACCUCCAACCACUGGCAGACGAUUGUCGAGCCUACAGCCAGCAAAUGAAAGACUUGAAGAUCGACAAAAUAGACAGAUAUCUUACCUGCUUGUGGCAGCUUGUCUUGAACAUCGCUGGAAGGUCAGAUGAUCCCGCCGUCCUGCAUGGGGAUGCCCUGGAUCAUGAUGACUACAUGAAUUGGGCUGAUGAGACAGAUUCUGAGCAGGCGAGAUUCUACUACGACCGUUACCAGAUUGCAGCGUUCUUUUGGGCUGGAAAUUACAAGAAAGUUCUGGAAAUGGUGGAGAAGACCGGAGCUCACAAAGGGUUCUACGCCAAGAUUAACGGAGGUUGGUUUUGCAUGUACCCGCUGUAUUUCCAAUGCGCUCUGUCUCUUCUGCUGGUCUAUCGCGAAACAAAAAAGAGAGUCCACAAGAAGAUGGCCAUGUUCUUUGCCGAUCAGAUGAAUUUAUGGGCGAAGAAGGGAAAUCCCAAUAUCCAGCAUUAUGUUCUACUUAUCAAUGCAGCAGCAGCUGAUGUAGAAGGCAAGAACGAUGCGGCUGAAUUCGGUUUCAAGGACGCUAUCGUCUCGGCAGGUCGUCGGGGCCUAGCCAAUGAUCAAGCGCUUGCAAACGAACUGCUUGCCGAAUUCUAUCUCCGUCAGAGUUCUCCAAGUGACGCCGAUUACCACUUUGGACAAGCUUUCAAGCUCUACAACCGAUGGGGUGCCCAUUCAAAGUGUGCUCUCCUGGAAGAGAGGCACAUGACGAUGCCAGGUUCAUCCCGACCAAUGGACAUUGAUGCCCCUCAAAUCCCCAUUUCCAUCGAUGGCAACACGGGGUAAACCUUCAAGGAUGUGCAGAUGUGACAGCAAGCAGUGUCAGGGGCGUUGCAUCUGGCCCCAGCUUGCAUCGAAGGGCUGGACACGAGCGCCAACAAACUAUACCUGGUAAUAGUUUGCUGUGCAUCUGACAUAUAUUAUUAAGCUCAAUUAUUAUCUACAGUAGAAAGGUGGCUUGUCAGGCGCUAGUCUGAAGCUCUUUCUCGAUUCAAAUAAAAUACGGCACAUGAUUACUCCCUC